Scomber japonicus (chub mackerel) is the source of this 663-nucleotide messenger RNA. It is a transcript of the gene dazl, whose product is annotated as deleted in azoospermia-like. The coding region runs from base 1 to 663 and encodes 220 amino acids. NCBI's taxonomy places the organism in Eukaryota, Metazoa, Chordata, Actinopteri, Scombriformes, Scombridae. Gene Ontology annotation, molecular function: RNA binding. The transcript is spliced from 9 exons. The record is from RefSeq and is a predicted model, not a curated record.
AUGACCCUGAUAGAUAUCCACAAGCCAAGAGGCAACAACCAGACCUCACCGUCCUUUAAAAUGUCUAAUGGCUACAUCCUACCUGAGGGCAAACUGACUCCCAAUGCCCUGUUUGUCGGUGGGAUUGAUAUGAAGGUGGAUGAAAAUGAAAUGCGGGACUUCUUUGCAAGAUAUGGAGCUGUUAAGGAAGUAAAAAUUAUCACAUACCGUGGAGGGAUCUGCAAGGGGUAUGGGUUUGUGUACUUCAAUGAAGAUGUCAACAUUCAGUCAAUCAUUGACCAACAGAUCAGUUUUAAGGGCCGGAAACUCAAGCUGGGCCCUGCCAUCAUGAAAGAAAGGAGCUCUCGGUUCAUGCCAUCCCGUCUGGUUGGCCCAGCUCCAUGGAUGAGCCCCACUCAGUACUUCUACUGCCCUUGCUGCUCGCCCGUUGGAGGGGGUAUGGCACAGCCUUCACCGAUGCUGAAUGGAGGCAGCCCCUACAAUCAGCCGUACUCCUAUUCCAACUUUGGAGGGGUCAUGAUCCCACAGAUGCCAGUGAACUACGCACAGAAUGCCUAUGCUUACCAGUACACUCCACCUCACUGGACGGCGGACCAGAGGACACGGCCUGUCAAUCAGAGCUUUGUGGACUGUGGAGUACAGACCAUGCUGACUGUGCUGUAG